Messenger RNA from Coffea eugenioides, 2942 nucleotides. RefSeq names its product DEAD-box ATP-dependent RNA helicase 3, chloroplastic. The record is from RefSeq and is a predicted model, not a curated record. Gene Ontology annotation, molecular function: ATP binding; helicase activity; RNA binding. Bases 144 to 2483 code for a protein of 779 amino acids. The transcript is spliced from 10 exons. Lineage: Eukaryota; Viridiplantae; Streptophyta; Magnoliopsida; Gentianales; Rubiaceae.
CUUCAGUCCAACGAGGUGGAACUUUGUAGUACCAUACAAUUCCCCUCUCAUAAACCUCUCAAACUCUUCUACCCUUAUCCCCUCCUUCUCCCUUCUUCUUCCUCCUCUUCAUUUUCUCCAAAUACCUCUUCACCUCUGUGGUAAUGGCCUGUCCUUCGUCAAUCAUAGGAGUCUCCUCCAUAUACCAAACGACCCCUUCUCUAGAACUUUCAAAAAGGUCCACUUCAACCCCACCUCUGUCUCUCCCUUUUCCUGCUGAAAAAUCCCAUUUUUAUGGCCUAAAAGUUACUGCUACUUCCGCAGCUUCUUCUUCUAGUAGUAAUGUUCAUUUGCGUUCAAAUGGGAAUUCUGGGAGUUCUUUUGUUGCUUCAGCUGUGGUGACUCCUAAUUCUUCUGUGCUUAGUGAAGAGGCCUUUAAGGGGCUAGGGGGUUUUGGGAAAGGCUCUUUCGAUGUUAGUGAGUCUGAAUAUGGUGACGAGUCUGAAGGAGAAUUCGAUGCUGAAGAUGGGGAGGUAGUUGGAGAUGAAUUGGCUAUUUCUAAGCUGGGGCUGCCUCAGAAGCUUGUGGAAAUACUUGAGACUCGAGGAAUCACACAUCUUUUCCCUAUUCAAAGAGCUGUAUUAGUGCCAGCAUUAGAAGGUCGAGAUAUAAUUGCUCGGGCGAAGACCGGAACAGGAAAGACAUUAGCUUUUGGAAUUCCAAUUAUUAAAAGGCUCAGUGAAGAUGAAGAAGAAAGAGGUCCUAGGAGGCGGUCUGGACAGCUUCCCAAGGUUUUGGUCCUUGCACCUACUAGGGAGUUAGCCAAGCAAGUAGAGAAAGAAAUCAAAGAGUCAGCACCAUAUCUAAAUACUGUUUGUGUUUAUGGAGGAGUUUCUUACAUUACUCAGCAAAAUGCAAUUUCACGUGGAGUUGACGUGGUGGUGGGAACUCCUGGUAGACUUAUUGAUCUAAUCAACAGUGGCAGUCUGAAACUUGGAGAAGUUCAAUACUUAGUCCUUGAUGAAGCUGAUCAAAUGCUUGCUGUUGGAUUUGAGGAAGAUGUGGAAGUAAUUUUAGAAAAGCUUCCAUCAGAGCGACAAAGCAUGCUUUUUUCGGCAACCAUGCCUGGUUGGGUAAAGAAACUGGCUAGGAAGUAUUUGGAUAACCCAUUGACCAUUGAUCUGGUUGGUGAUGAGGAAGAAAAGCUGGCUGAAGGGAUCAAGUUGUAUGCCAUACCAACCACUGCAACCUCUAAGAGAACUAUCCUUAGCGAUCUUAUAACAGUCUAUGCAAAGGGUGGAAAGACCAUUGUGUUUACACAGACAAAGAGAGAUGCUGAUGAAGUUUCAUUAGCACUAACAAAUAGCAUAGCCUCAGAAGCACUGCAUGGAGAUAUUUCUCAGCACCAGAGAGAGAGAACUUUGAACGGUUUUAGGCAAGGGAAAUUCACUGUCCUGGUUGCCACUGAUGUUGCAUCUCGUGGGCUUGAUAUACCAAAUGUAGAUUUAAUUAUCCAUUAUGAAUUGCCUAAUGAUCCUGAGUCAUUUGUGCAUCGCUCUGGCCGAACGGGACGUGCAGGAAAAGAAGGCAGAGCAAUUCUUAUGUUCACAAGUAGCCAGAGGCGAACAGUCAAAUCGCUUGAGCGUGAUGUUGGCUCUAGAUUUGAUUUCAUUAGCCCACCAUCUAUUGAAGAGGUUUUGGGAUCAUCAGCUGAGCAAGUGGUGGCCACCCUUGGUGGGGUUCACCCUGAGUCUAUAUCAUAUUUCACUCCAACUGCUCAACAAUUGAUGGACGAACAAGGAGUUGAUGCUCUUGCUGCAGCACUUGCACAGUUGAGUGGUUUUUCACGACCACCGUCUUCUCGUUCUCUUAUUACUCAUGAGCAGGGAUGGGUUACAUUGCAGUUGAUACGUGAUUCUGGUGCUCGAGGAUUCUUAUCAGCUAGAUCUGUUACAGGGUUUCUCUCUGAUGUUUAUUCAACUGCUGCUGAUGAACUUGGAAAAAUCCAUCUGAUAGCAGAUGCCAGGGUUCAGGGUGCAGUAUUUGAUCUUCCAGAGGAGAUUGCAAAGGAGCUACUAAACAAGGAGUUACCACCUGGAAACACUAUUUCCAAGAUUACAAAGUUGCCGGCUUUGCAAGAUGAUGGCCCCCCAAGUGAUUAUUACGGCAAAUUUUCAAACAGAGAAAGGGGUUCGCGAGGAAGUUUUAGGGAUCAAAGGGGUUCCAGAUCUUCCAGGAGUUGGUCCAGCAGUCGGGUCUCUGAUGAUGAGGAUGACUUUAGGCGAGGAGGUUGGGGUAGCAGAAGUGGUAGCCGAUUUUCUGACAACGAUGACUUUAGUCGAGGAGGGAGCAGGGGAGGCAGAAGUGAUUGGUUAAUCAGUGAUAAACGAUCAAGCCGGUCAGCUCCUUUUGGGAGUAAGGACAGAGGCUUUGGUGGUGCAUGCUUCAACUGUGGUCGGAGUGGCCAUAGGGCAUCCGAAUGCCCUAACAAGCAACGUUACUAGUUUGGCGAUUGGUACCGUGCAUCAAGCUAGUCUUUUGUGCGCUUGAAGGUUUCCGACUAUGCUGAAAUUUGGAUCUCCUGAUCUUUUCAUGCCAAGGGUAGUUCUGACGGUCCAACAGGUGGAGGAGGAUGAUCCCGAAUUAUGGCAAACAAGCUGCUUCAAUGAUUUCUGGCUCCCAGGCACUUCUUUUGUCCAACCCCUCACCAAAUUAGUCAAUGAUGCGAUAGUCAUUCUAAUUAUUUUCUGUGACGGCAAGCUUUCAUUUUUUGCACCAUAUUCAGGCAGUGUUCUCUAUAUAACACAUGACGUCCUGGCACUUGUGCCGAUACUUGUUGAGACAACAUGCCCUCCUAGUCUUUAAGUGGAUUCUGAUUCUUAAUUGACAGGUUUCAGCAAAUGUUCCGUGGUAAUUUUGGAAGUCAGAUGCAAUAGAAAAUUUUAUACCAUGAUUCUGAUCAA